AACCCCUUCCAUAUUUUCUCCAGUCUCCAUUUUAUUGUUCACUCAACAACCUCCAUACAACAACCAUCCCUUCUACUUAACUCUUUCAUUAUUCUCAAAUACACACUGAGUGCCAAAUACAGCACGCACAUUCCAAUACUACAUCUACAACAGCCUCUCUUAAAUAGACAAGAUGAUAUCUACAUUACGUCUUACCAGCAUGACAGGCUCUCUCGAUUCGCUUUGAUCACGCGUCUCGCGGAUAGGUCGACAUCUUCAACUCAUCCUCUGAUUUCAACACGCUUUAGCACCAUUCUACCUUGACAUAAACAUCAUCACUGCCGAUUCUCACCCGGCACGUUCUAAUUUACAAUUCUGACCAUACACGAGAGAUCUUGCCGGAAACACCGGAAUCAAUUGCAAGAUUCCGUUUCAUUUGCUGCAUACGUCACACAGGGCUAAGCGCGUUGGAAGAGAUGGGGAAGAUGAUAUCCGGAAAGCAUUCCCUUUGUGAAGGGGACCGUGCAUCCGCACAAGACCGCAAAACAAUGUCCCACAACGACGAAGAGAGACAUCAAUCACUUUACUUGAUCAACAUCGGAACGGAAUCUCCCGAGGUGGUGCUGCGAGAGGCGUACAUCUCUGCAAAGGACAUCGCCGUCGACCGACCCUUGGCUCUCACCGGCGCUCCACCGGUCAACUUUGCUAUGGUAGUCCCCGGCUUAUACCGUAGCGGCUACCCUCAGGCACCGGAUUAUUCGUUCAUGCGCACUCUUAAGCUUAAGACUAUCGUCACCCUAGUUGGCAAAGAGCUUCCCGAUGGUUACGAGCAGUUCAUCAAAGGCAAUCAUAUCAAGCACGAGAUUUUCGACAUGGCCGGUACUAAAAAGGCUGAUAUUCCGGCAAAGACCAUGCAAUCUAUCAUCGCGGUUGUCGGCAAUCGAAAGAACUAUCCCCUACUUGUUCACUGCAACCAAGGAAAGCACCGAACCGGGUGCGUUGUCGGCAUACUCCGCAAGGCCAGCGAAUGGGACACCACCAGCAUCAUUCGCGAGUACACCAAAUUUGCCGAGCCAAAGGUUAGAGAGACAGACGUGAAGUAUAUCACCAACUUCAGCGUGUCCGACCUGAGGAGCGUCAUGCCAAAACCAAGCCGUCUACCUCUCAUCCAGAACACUUUUUACGGUAUGGUGAUGCUGGCCUCUUUCACCGUAUCUGUCUGGAUGUACUCUACUAGAAUUUUACUACUUACUACGGCUUGAUUCGGAAUGGCAUUGCCAUCCUAUGACGGGGUGCUAUCGACAUCAAGGGCCACUACCUAAUUGAGGUUUACGUCUUGACAUAUUAUCUAGAUGGUAAUCGAAGGAAACUGGUCUUGAGGAGAUUUACAAUUCAGCAAGUCUAAUAGAUCUGGAGCACGGAGCACAGCAUAAAGCAUAUUCUGCGCAUCAACUGCAUUACAUUGCAUUAGAAAAGGGAGCAGAUUGAAGGGACGGGGGAAGUUACGUUGCAUAUGGCAUCAAGAACAAAAUUGGACCUAUUUCAAGUGGUGCACAGGAUAGGGGGGUUUCAUAAAGGGCGGUCGGUUUAGGGGACCAUUCAAGUGCUGAGGAGUCUCCCGGCGUUUAUUACGGAUCGGCUUCGAUGGACAAGUCCGUCGUAUCUUUCUCCUUUGUCUACAUCAAUUUCGACCAUUGACAAUCAUCAAGAAUCAGGGGAGCAGGCAGAGGAACGGUGGCAGAACUUAAUUCGAGAAGUUUGAAGAUUACAUUGUCUAGAGAAAUCAAAGUGAUGGAUUAGAGGAUCUUGGGAUAACUCAAUUCGACAAUUUGAUGAAGUCACUCACAAACU
Molecule: messenger RNA, 1830 nt
Organism: Annulohypoxylon truncatum
Lineage: Eukaryota; Fungi; Ascomycota; Sordariomycetes; Xylariales; Hypoxylaceae
Product: tyrosine phosphatase family-domain-containing protein
Exons: 1
Coding region: 456-1241 (261 amino acids)
Biological process (GO): protein dephosphorylation
Cellular component (GO): cytoplasm
Molecular function (GO): phosphatase activity; inositol diphosphate tetrakisphosphate diphosphatase activity
Source: RefSeq, a predicted model, not a curated record